AGGUUGGAAGCUCAUAGUUGCUACUGUCGCCCAAGACUUCAACGCACUAUUUUUAGUACUGUAACUAUUAGCUCUGGAAACAUUCUUGCCAGCAGUGGCGGCAGCGGGAAUCAGUUACCCUCUGGUUCUCUCAAGAAGCUCCAGAUGGCGUCUUCCGUGGGCAACGUGGCCGACAGCACAGAACCAACGAAACGUAUGCUUUCCUUCCAAGGGUUAGCUGAGUUGGCACAUCGAGAAUAUCAGGCAGGAGAUUUUGAGGCAGCUGAGAGACACUGCAUGCAGCUCUGGAGACAAGAGCCAGACAAUACUGGUGUGCUUUUAUUACUUUCAUCUAUACACUUCCAGUGUCGAAGGCUGGACAGGUCUGCUCACUUUAGCACUUUGGCAAUUAAACAGAAUCCUCUUCUGGCUGAAGCCUAUUCAAAUUUGGGAAAUGUAUACAAGGAAAGAGGGCAGUUGCAGGAAGCAAUUGAACAUUACCGGCAUGCGUUGCGUCUCAAACCAGAUUUCAUUGAUGGUUAUAUUAACCUGGCAGCUGCAUUGGUAGCAGCAGGGGACAUGGAAGGAGCAGUGCAAGCUUACGUCUCUGCUCUUCAGUACAAUCCUGAUUUGUACUGUGUUCGCAGUGACCUGGGGAACCUGCUCAAAGCCCUGGGUCGCUUGGAAGAAGCCAAGGCAUGUUAUUUGAAAGCAAUUGAGACGCAACCGAACUUUGCAGUAGCUUGGAGUAAUCUUGGCUGUGUUUUCAAUGCACAAGGGGAGAUUUGGCUUGCAAUUCAUCACUUUGAAAAGGCUGUUACCCUUGACCCCAAUUUUCUGGAUGCUUACAUCAAUUUAGGAAAUGUCUUAAAAGAGGCACGGAUUUUUGACAGAGCUGUGGCAGCUUACCUUCGUGCUCUUAGCCUGAGUCCAAACCAUGCAGUGGUACAUGGCAACCUGGCUUGUGUAUACUAUGAGCAAGGCCUGAUAGAUCUGGCAAUAGACACCUACAGGCGAGCGAUUGAAUUGCAACCACAUUUCCCUGAUGCUUACUGCAACCUAGCCAAUGCUCUCAAAGAGAAGGGCAGUGUUGCCGAAGCAGAAGAUUGUUAUAAUACAGCUCUUCGACUGUGUCCCACCCACGCAGAUUCUCUGAAUAACCUAGCCAAUAUCAAACGAGAACAGGGAAACAUUGAAGAAGCAGUUCGCUUGUAUCGUAAAGCAUUAGAAGUAUUCCCAGAAUUUGCUGCUGCCCAUUCAAAUUUAGCAAGUGUACUCCAGCAGCAAGGAAAACUACAGGAAGCUCUGAUGCAUUAUAAGGAGGCUAUUCGAAUCAGUCCUACCUUUGCUGAUGCCUACUCAAAUAUGGGAAAUACUCUAAAAGAGAUGCAGGACGUUCAGGGAGCCUUGCAAUGUUAUACUCGAGCCAUUCAGAUUAACCCAGCAUUUGCUGAUGCUCACAGUAAUCUGGCUUCUAUUCACAAGGAUUCAGGGAAUAUUCCAGAAGCAAUAGCUUCUUAUCGUACUGCUCUGAAGCUUAAACCUGAUUUUCCUGAUGCUUAUUGUAAUUUGGCUCAUUGCCUGCAGAUUGUCUGUGAUUGGACAGAUUAUGAUGAGCGAAUGAAGAAGUUAGUCAGUAUUGUGGCUGACCAGUUAGAGAAGAAUAGAUUACCUUCUGUACAUCCACAUCAUAGUAUGCUAUAUCCUCUUUCACAUGGCUUCAGGAAGGCUAUUGCUGAGAGACAUGGAAACCUCUGCUUGGAUAAGAUUAAUGUUCUUCAUAAACCCCCGUAUGACCAUCCAAAGGACUUGAAGCUGAGUGAUGGUAGACUUCGAGUAGGAUAUGUGAGUUCUGACUUUGGGAAUCAUCCUACUUCUCACCUUAUGCAGUCUAUUCCAGGCAUGCACAAUCCUGAUAAAUUUGAGGUUUUUUGUUAUGCCUUGAGUCCAGAUGAUGGCACAAACUUCCGAGUGAAGGUGAUGGCAGAAGCCAAUCAUUUCAUAGAUCUUUCACAGAUUCCAUGCAAUGGGAAAGCAGCUGAUCGCAUCCAUCAGGAUGGAAUUCACAUCCUUGUAAAUAUGAAUGGUUAUACCAAGGGUGCACGAAAUGAACUUUUUGCUCUUAGGCCAGCUCCUAUUCAGGCAAUGUGGCUGGGAUACCCUGGAACUAGUGGUGCACUUUUCAUGGAUUAUAUCAUAACUGAUCAGGAAACUUCACCAGCUGAAGUUGCUGAGCAGUAUUCUGAAAAAUUGGCUUAUAUGCCUCAUACUUUCUUUAUUGGUGAUCAUGCUAACAUGUUUCCUCACCUGAAGAAAAAAGCAGUCAUUGAUUUUAAGUCCAAUGGACAUAUUUAUGACAAUCGGAUUGUCCUGAAUGGCAUCGAUCUCAAAGCAUUCCUUGACAGUCUACCAGAUGUGAAAAUCGUCAAGAUGAAAUGUCCAGAUGGAGGAGACAAUGCAGACAGCAGUAGUACAGCUCUUAAUAUGCCUGUCAUCCCUAUGAAUACUAUUGCAGAAGCAGUUAUUGAAAUGAUUAAUAGAGGACAAAUCCAAAUUACAAUAAAUGGAUUCAGCAUUAGCAAUGGGCUGGCAACUACCCAGAUCAACAAUAAGGCUGCAACUGGAGAGGAGGUUCCCCGUACCAUUAUUGUGACCACCCGUUCUCAGUAUGGGUUACCAGAGGAUGCAAUUGUGUAUUGUAACUUUAAUCAGUUAUAUAAAAUUGAUCCUUCUACUCUACAGAUGUGGGCAAAUAUUCUGAAGCGGGUUCCCAACAGUGUGCUCUGGUUGUUGCGUUUUCCUGCAGUAGGGGAACCUAAUAUUCAGCAGUAUGCACAAAGCAUGGGUCUGCCCCAGAACCGUAUCAUUUUUUCCCCUGUUGCUCCUAAAGAGGAACAUGUAAGGAGAGGCCAGCUGGCUGAUGUUUGCCUGGACACCCCACUUUGUAAUGGACAUACCACUGGGAUGGAUGUCCUCUGGGCAGGGACACCUAUGGUAACUAUGCCAGGAGAGACUCUUGCUUCUCGAGUUGCAGCGUCUCAGCUCACUUGUUUAGGUUGUCUUGAGCUUAUUGCUAAAAGUCGACAAGAAUAUGAAGACAUAGCUGUGAAGCUGGGAACUGAUCUAGAAUACCUGAAGAAAAUUCGUGGCAAAGUCUGGAAGCAGAGAAUAUCCAGCCCUCUAUUCAACACCAAACAAUAUACAAUGGAACUAGAGAGGCUCUAUCUACAGAUGUGGGAGCAUUAUGCAGCUGGCAACAAACCUGAUCACAUGAUUAAACCAGUUGAAGUCACAGAGUCGGCCUAAAUAAAGACUGUAUAUACAGGAUUAACACCCCUAUACCUGAGCCUCAACCUUCUGGGGGAAAGGGAACCAGAUUAUGAACUUUUCACUCCUCUGUACAGUAUCAUGUUGCAGAUGGGUGACACUUGAUGAAUAUAGAAUAGCACAGCCAGACUUGCAUCCUGCAUGUAGGGAGAGACACGAGAUGGAAACUGCUGUUCCAUAAGGAAUCUCCGUAGAAUUUGGCGGUAACCAGGUGGUGCAUAGGUCUGGAAGUUCUGAUCUCCUUUGGUCUUCCAUGGGGUGGUUAGUGUGGAGGGGAGAUAAAGAUUGUCCAGCCAUCUUGUGAUUCUAUGGAUUGAGUAUUCUGGAUUAAUUUCUUUAUAUUUUGGGUUAUUGAAGCUUUUAAAAAUGUUUGGUUUCAGGUGUUUUUAUUCAUGUGAAGUGAUUUUCUUGAGAUAGGGUUUUAAGCUAAAGAUUGCUCCUUGUUUUAAGUUUCUGAACUUUACAGAUUAUUGGAGACUUUGCUGGUGUAGUCUUUUUAUCGGUUUUAUAAACCACAUGAGUCUAUAUCAGUUGUGUUAGUGUCUGACCUAAUUUUUGAAGCUUAUGAAUGCAUUGUUGGUUGGUGAUGAUGACUUAAAAUUUUUGUCUGGUCUGUUUGACAUUUCCUUCUCUUCCUCUCUCCUGAAUUUAAGCUUUCUCCUGUGAUUCACCUAACAAAACCCAAUCAGAUUCAAACGUUCCGGAGUAUUUUUGUUGUUGUUAUUAAUACAUUAUCUGGUGCCAAAUGAAAAUUCUUAGGAGUGAUUAUUUAAGGGCACAGAUGUGGUACUGUCAUUAAUGAUGGUGUAGAUUUUUGCCUAGUUUUGACCUAUUUCAUCAGUGUUCUAUUACCUUUAACUGUCCCUUCCUUUAUGCUGCUUCCAAAAGUGAUAGUUGUGUGAUAAGAUUUUUACCUUCCUUUCUAGUUUGAUUUUUUUUGAGUCCUGUUCUUCCUAUUUCUUUCAGCAGAAAUGAAAUCCCAGGUAAGUAUAAGAAUUCAAAUAUUUCAGUAAGUUAGUUAUUUCUAAUACAUUAAAUAAUUUCCAUCAAAAUAUUUAUAGGUAAAGUCUGAAAGAUCAGUUUCUAGGGUGUUAUAUAAUAAUUGUCUUCGGAACUUGGUCUUGAGGUGUGUAUGGAUUCAGCCUCGGUAGUGAACUGUUCUGCUAUAUGGUUUGGACUUUAGCCCUGCUGGAGCUUGAGUUCUUGGUUUUAAAAAAUAUAGGAAUGAAAUUAUUGAACUUCAACAAAGGAUUGAGGGCUUGAGAUUUAACAAGCCAACAUAUGACUAUAUGUUUUGUCUUUGCUGUACUGCACGUAUGCUAUCCAGUAACAGAUAAUUUUUGUCUGCUAGUAGUUUUCUAGAUUAUGUCUUUCCAAAGUGCUGAGGCAGUGCACCUAUUCUGUAGUUGCAGCUGAUGCCUGAAUGUAUCCUAGCUGACAAAUUAUUGAUUAAUAAGAACUUGAAUUUCUGAUUUUUACUGUUAACCAAAAUCUGAGCAAAGAGUCUCAAAUGUAAUUCUUAGCCAGAAUUACGUGUUAAUGAACUGUGUACCUUUUAACAAUUGUAAAUCAAGAAACAUCGGUUUAGAGAUUUCUUAAUUUAUUUAAAGUUUUAAAAAAUACCUGGUUGAGGUAUCAGGUAAAGGUUGUUGGAAUGGAAUGGUGUGAAUAAACUGAUGUUUGAAAUUCACUGAAUUACUUGACGUGGAAUAGGAGAAUAUACUUCUGAUGCCCUUGGGGCUGUGUGACCUUACAGACAUUUUUACAUAGCAUAUCAUUCCUUCUACAGGGAUGAACUUUUUCCUGGCACAAAAAAGUUAAGCCGCUCUGUUUGAAGCUUUGCUUAUUGUAACAGGCUUUUGUUUCCAGGUAACAUUGUCUGUAUGGAAGACUAAAUUCUGAAUAGAAAUCAUUACUGGAAACUAAUAAUUGUUCUUUUUUCUAUUAUAUUCUGCUUUAUCAAAAGAGUAAAAUGUUUAAAUUGUGGUACAGAAAUCCAGAUGUGUCUUGCGCUCUUUAAACAAUAAAUGAAUGAUUUGCCCUUA
Sorex fumeus (smoky shrew) is the source of this 5351-nucleotide messenger RNA. RefSeq names its product O-linked N-acetylglucosamine (GlcNAc) transferase (gene OGT). Lineage: Eukaryota; Metazoa; Chordata; Mammalia; Eulipotyphla; Soricidae. The transcript has 22 exons. The record is from RefSeq and is a predicted model, not a curated record. Bases 145 to 3285 code for a protein of 1046 amino acids. Gene Ontology annotation, biological process: protein O-linked glycosylation. Gene Ontology annotation, molecular function: protein N-acetylglucosaminyltransferase activity; protein binding.